UCCCUACACUGAAGUAAAUGUUUUUUGUGAUAAUCCAUAUGUUUUCACCUUCACAAAGUAGAUUAACAUCAAAAUGAAGACAGUUAAAUUAGAAAUUUCAGUUGACACAGUGUGCCAUGGGUGUUUAAGUACCGAUAGGCAAACAAGCACUUCGAGAGAUACAUCUGAAUUAUAUUUACGUUUAUUAGAAGACGGUUUAUCCUCUGAAAAUAAGGAUGUGGCUCUCUGUUGGGAAUGUACAGCAAUCUUCAGGAAGAUCCAGAGGUUUCAGAAGCAAAUUAAAAAUGCUCAAAUCUCUCUUCUCUUAUACCAAUUGAAUACAAGGACACCGUUAUCAAAAUUAGAUACCGUAAUCAAAAGUGUAUACGAUCUGGAGUGCGUACACGAAGAGAAAGCGGCACAAAUAACCGAAGAAGGUAACUCGAUAAAAAUAGAAGCGGAAACGGAAGUCGCACUGCCCGCAAAAGAAGAAUUAGAUGAAUAUGAUACUAUAACGUACGAGGAGGACUACGCUGAUGAUGCGUGUAUGAAAAGCAUAAUUGAAAACGAACAGAGAGCCAGCAAAAUGCCAAGUAACAGCAAUAUCAAACCCAUGUCGAUAAAGCAAUACGAGAAAUAUGCAGUUUUCUCGAAGCAGAACGAGAAAGUGAAUUCUGGUGACCUGAAAAAAUAUUACAAGAACGUUUUCUUGAGUGACGGUGAGAUAGAGGAUUAUUUGAACACUAGAUUAAGGAGGGAUAAGAGCUUCCAUCGUUUGAAUUACAAGUGCGAGGAUUGUGUACUCGGAUACAAGGAUAAGAGGGACUGGAAUCGGCAUAAUGCUCUUCAUCAUAACACCUCGACCGGUCCCUACAAGUGCAGCGAGUGCAAAACGAAAUGCCAAACCAUCGAUGUACUCGCCCAGCAUUGGAUAACUCACACGAAGGCGCUGCAGUGCGUCAUCUGCGGCGACCUGCACAGGUCCCUGGGCGAGAUACGGAAGCACGUGAACAGGGCGCACACAGGCGUGUUCACGUGCAAGGAGUGCGGGGACCACAGCAGAACGCUAAGGGAGUUCAGUCAGCAUUACAAAAGCAAACACGAGAAGCUGGUAUGCGAUCAUUGCGGGAAAGGUUUUUACAAGAAACGCGUCCUAGAAAGUCAUAUGAGGAGGAACCAUUUACCGGCCAAAUGCGAGGUCUGCGGCCGUCAGUACUCUCUGUACCACACCCUGGAGGUUCACCUGCGGACUGUCCAUCCCCACCUCAUGAACGGGGCCUACAAUAGGGACGCCUCGUACUGCGUGGAGUGUGAUAGACAAUAUCCAAGCGUCUACAAAUACAGGAAGCAUCUGAAGCAGUCGGUCAGGCAUACCCCGAAAAAGAAAGUAAGGAUACCGUGCCCUGAAUGCGGGAAAGUCUUCACGCGUACGAACUACAUGAAUAAUCACUACAGGCUGUUCCACUCGAAGGACACGAAGCAUUAUUGUCAGCUUUGUAACAAGCUCUUCGUCACCGGCUACGCGGCCAGGAAACACAAAGAAUUCGUUCAUGACAAACAAACUUUGCCCAAAAACAAGAUCUGCGAUAUAUGCGGCCGCGGCUUCAGUACGAACAGGAUUUUAACUAAUCACAGGAGGACACACACCGGAGAGAGACCGUACAAAUGCCCGCACUGUACCGCCGCGUUCGCCCAAAGCACCGCCAUGCACACGCACAUGAAAUCGCAACACAAACACGUAAUGCCCCUGCAGAUCCCCGUCCACCAGAUGGCGUGAUAUCGUCGUCGCCUAGCGCCAUCUGUUGUUCCGGAGCGGAGUUUCGACCGCCCAAAUCGAUGGAUGAAAGACUAAAGCUUCAAGCGACAUUCAUCUUUGUAAUUAAAUGUGCUGUUUAUUUGGUACUGGCUGAGACCCUAGAUGUUACCCGCGGUUAUUGUCGUACCGCGGGCGACACUGCGGAGUGAAGCUAGUCUAAAAAAGUAGCCCAAGUUACUCCUUAUAUCAUUAGUUACC
Molecule: messenger RNA, 1993 nt
Organism: Bombyx mandarina (wild silkworm)
Lineage: Eukaryota; Metazoa; Arthropoda; Insecta; Lepidoptera; Bombycidae
Biological process (GO): regulation of transcription by RNA polymerase II
Cellular component (GO): nucleus
Molecular function (GO): RNA polymerase II transcription regulatory region sequence-specific DNA binding; DNA-binding transcription factor activity, RNA polymerase II-specific
Source: RefSeq, a predicted model, not a curated record